Naumovozyma dairenensis CBS 421 is the source of this 972-nucleotide messenger RNA. RefSeq names its product syntaxin (gene SSO2). Gene Ontology annotation, cellular component: plasma membrane; endomembrane system; SNARE complex. The record is from RefSeq and is a predicted model, not a curated record. Gene Ontology annotation, molecular function: SNAP receptor activity; SNARE binding. Gene Ontology annotation, biological process: intracellular protein transport; exocytosis; vesicle fusion. NCBI's taxonomy places the organism in Eukaryota, Fungi, Ascomycota, Saccharomycetes, Saccharomycetales, Saccharomycetaceae. The transcript has a single exon. Bases 1 to 972 code for a protein of 323 amino acids.
AUGAGUUAUAAUAAUGCAGAAAACAGUAAUGUUUACGAACUUUCUAAUCCAUAUGAAGAAGCAAGUAAUGAUUUAUCAAACAAGACAAACUCAUACUCAAAUUCAAAUUCAAAUUUAAAUAACAAUCCAAACAUUGCCUCUAGCAACGCUUAUGCUACUACCAAAGCUACAAACAGUAACAACGGCAAUGAUUUCAUCCAAUUUAUGAACAGAAUCAACGAAAUUAACCAAGAUUUAGAAAUCUAUGAAAGAAACAUUAACGAAAUUGAAAAAUUACAAAGACAACUAUUAAUCCAAGUAAACGAAGAAGAAGAAUCAUCAAUAAGAUACCAAUUAGACAACAUAGUCUCUCAAACUUCCUCUUUACAAAACCAAUUAAAAUUCAACAUUAAAGAUGCUCAAAGAGAAGGUCUACAUGACACCAACAAACAAACUCAAGCUGAAAAUUCAAGACAAAAAUUCUUGAAAUUAAUUCAAGAUUAUAGAAUCAUCGAAUCUAAUUACAAAGAUGAAAAUAAACAACAAGCCAAAAGACAAUAUUUGAUAGUACAACCAGAAGCCACUGAAGAAGAAGUCGAAAACGCAAUCAGUGAUACUAAUGGACAACAAAUCUUCUCACAAGCUCUAUUGAACGCAAAUAGACGUGGUGAAGCUAAGACUGCAUUAGCCGAAGUACAAGCAAGACACCAAGAAUUAUUACAAUUGGAAAAAUCAAUGGCUGAAUUGAAUCAAUUGUUUAAUGAUAUGGAACAACUUGUGAUAGAACAACAAGAAAAUGUUGAAGUCAUCGAUAAGAACGUAGAAGACGCUCAAGAAGAUGUCGAACAAGGUGUAGGACAUACCAAUAAAGCUGUAAAGAGUGCUAGAAGAGCAAGAAGAAAUAAGAUAAGAUGUGCUAUUAUUUGUUUCAUUAUUUUCGCUAUCGUCGUCGUCGUUGUUGUCGUUCCUUCCGUUGUCGAAACAAGAAAAUAA